UAAUGGAAAAAGAAAGUAAUUCCUGUUUUUCUGGAUUUUCCACUUCAGAUGAUGGUCAGAAAGUUGUAAUCAUGCUUAAUGGAACUCGAAAUUCCGGUGUUUACAGAAAAAUAUCAAAACCACCUUCAUCAACACGUGUUAGUUCCACUAGUAUAUCAAUUAAGCAUAACCCGGCACUUAGGAGUUUUCAUGAAGUAAAAGGCGAUCCGAUAGUGAUUAAACAUGAAACUAUAUCGGGUAAUCACACCACACACGUUCAAAAAUCUACACAUCGAGUAGAACAUACACAUAGGCCACGUCAAUUUACAAAUCAGGCAUCUCAAUCGUCGUGUAAAAUAAAUUCAUCUGUUGCCGAUUGUCAACCUCAAACAAUGAAUAGUGAAAGUGUACCUACCUCUUCAAAAUCAACAUUUGGUGAUAAAAAAAGUCGUCAAUUAGCGAUCAAGUCUAAGGCGAGUAAAAAUUCACACAAACGAGAUGAGGAUGCUGAUGUUUUUUCGGAUGAUGAGUUUGAUGAAAAAAAAGCAGAUCAAAGUUUACUUAAACUU
Molecule: messenger RNA, 548 nt
Organism: Dentiscutata heterogama
Lineage: Eukaryota; Fungi; Glomeromycota; Glomeromycetes; Diversisporales; Gigasporaceae
Source: the annotation of a GenBank genome assembly